CCCCCCCCCUCGCAAUGGCGCCCACGCGCUUCUCGGACCCGCUCGCGCGCGUGCCGCUGUGAGGGAACAUGCUGCCGGCGCCCAACCUCUCCGCCCACGGCCUCUCCAACCUGUCCGGCGCCGACCUGCAGAGAGCGCAGGAGCUGGCGCACCGCUCCGUCAAGGUGGGCAUCAUCAGCGUCCUGGGCGUCAUGAUCACGCUGGGCAACGUCGCCGUGCUGCUCGUGAUCUCCUCCUCCGUGGCCGGCUGGUCCAGGAACUCCCGGUACUUCCUCCUGUCCCUCACGGCCGCGGACUCCGCGUUCGGCCUGCUGGUCAUGCCCCUCAACCUGUGGGUGAGUCUGCUGAAGGACUACACGGAGGGCCCGGACGCGCUCUGCCACGUCGUGGCCUUCUGCAACGCCACGGUGUACUCCACGUGCAUGUACACGCUGGCCACCAUCAGCCUGGAGCGCUACGUGGCCGUGUUCUACCCGCUGCAGUACUCGCUGCUGCUGACGAGGAGGCGGACGCUGCUGCUCAUCGCCUUCGCCUGGUGCUUCCCCCCCGUCGUGCUGUCGCCCAUCUCGUUCCCGCGCGGCAUCAUCGAGGUCCACUUCUCCACGGCGUCCCUCGUGUGCAACCCGUCCUACUCCACGAACGCGGGCUACUCGCUGGGCCUGACGUGCGUCAUCUUCUUCCCGUGCUCCCUCGUCAUGACGUACGCCAACCUGCGGAUUUGGUGCGCGGCCCGGAGGCAGCGGCUGAAGAUGCGCAAGUACUGCUUUGCGCGUCGCAGCCGACACAACGUCGCGGCGCGCGUGCUCGUGCCCGUCAUGGCAGCCUACUACGCCUGUUGGACUCCGUGCAUGGCAGCUAUGAUCUACAAUGCGCUCUCGGCCAGCAGCGUCCCGGAGUGGCUGGAGUUCGCCGCGGUCUGGCUCCCCACCGCCAACGGCUUCCUCAACUGCAUCUUCUACUUCUGGAUGAACCGCAGCUUCCGCCGGAAGUUCCGCCUGGUGCUCCAGAGGCUGGCGCUGGCCGCGUGCCCCGAGCUGGCCGGCGCCGUGGAGUGCUGCCGCGCGCCGGCGGCGCCCGCCGCCCCCGCGGUCCCCGACAACAACAACUCGAGCGUGUACGAGCGCUCGGCCAGCGUGUCCUCCACCUGCACGCUGCUGUCCACGGCGUAGGACGCGCCUCUGGCCACGAUGCAACAGUUGUACUGCUUUUAUCCGUUGUCAGUGGGGAACACUGUGACUGGGACACAGGCUUCAUUUAGAACUGUUGGAUUUUUUUUUCGUUUUAGUCUCACACUCAACUGAUUUGCUGUCGGACGCCUUCUUAACUGCCUUUUUACUUGUUUUACAGUUAGUUAUCAACCUCACCCAUGCCCCACAAAUGCUCAUCAUCAAUAAUCUGCUGCUGUCGGCCCAUUAAGGCCAGGUUUAUUAAUAUCUGAGGUCAGUUCAUCAAACGACACCUAUACUGGCACCUGGGUCCGAAUGAGGCAUUUGAGCAUUAAUGUCACUUUACGUAACAAGCACUUUGAGGAUUGAGGUCGCCUUAAGUUUGACCCGUGCAUCACAGAGCUUGGCAUAUAACACCAGGAAGAAGUUAACCUUCAAGUCACAGCAUUUCCGUGUGAAAGGAGGAAAGUAAUUAAGCAGCGACGCCGCGGAAAGGUCACCAUAUUUGGCAGAGCAGAGAAAACUCGACUAGCUUCUAAGCCUGUGCUUGUUUAUUUUAAGGUAUUAAGCCCAUGAUGUUCUGCUGAGCAUCUUCCAGUGUAUUCAACUUAGCAACGUGCAUCCCAUCUGUCUGAACGGAGCUUAGUGUCUUACUGAAAGGAAAUGGCGAAUACUGUAGUGAGCCAUAAAAUGAAAUGUAUCAAACAUAUGGUGAUGGUCUUUUGUAGAUACUAUAUAUAUUUUUUUAUGUUUGUAACUAAUGUAAAAAGUAAAAUGUAAAUAAAUAUGGUGUAUUGGUUCCUAUAGGUGAUCUACGAAAUAAAGCAUUGUUCCUUAUGUUCA
Molecule: messenger RNA, 2009 nt
Organism: Betta splendens (Siamese fighting fish)
Lineage: Eukaryota; Metazoa; Chordata; Actinopteri; Anabantiformes; Osphronemidae
Exons: 2
Coding region: 69-1169 (366 amino acids)
Biological process (GO): G protein-coupled receptor signaling pathway
Cellular component (GO): membrane
Molecular function (GO): G protein-coupled receptor activity
Source: RefSeq, a predicted model, not a curated record